AUGUUAAAAUUAAUGGACAUUGGGCAGUGCAGUUACCCAGGUUCUUGUGCGCCUGACAAGCCAAAUUCUUGUGAUAUUCGCAAACGAGAGAAAUGCUUGCCUCAUGGUAAUUUCUUCACUUGCCAAUGCGACAGGAACGAGAGAAGGCACCCUGUUACCGGCAUCUGCUUGAAGAAUGAGUGCCUCACUGGAGAAAAUGAUUGUGACCGCUCGGCUCGCUGCAUUGACACUGAUGAUGGCUACUUGUGUGCUUGCCCUUCAGGAUUCAUUGACAGAUCUCCUGAUCCAGUGACCAAGCCAGGAAGAUUGUGUGUGGCUGAGCAGAAUGAAUGCCUUGAUGGAACUCAUAAAUGCUCACCCUUUGCUCUUUGCACGGACACCCAGUCUGGCUAUGUAUGUCGCUGUAAGCCAGGAUAUGUGGACUACUCGCCAAAUGCUCAGAGUUUCCCCGGCCUCGUUUGCAAGGAACUCGUCAACGAGUGCUCGUCUCCAAGUCUGAAUACUUGCGAUCGCAAUGCCAUCUGCAUUGACACAGUCGAAGCCUACACUUGCAUCUGCCGGUCCGGUUAUAUUGACAUGGACGAGUUCCGCAAUCCAGGACGUCGCUGUCAAAAGGUGAAACAAAAUGAUCGCUGCUCGGCUGGCAAGAAUGAUUGUGAUCGCAACGCUCGUUGCUCGCAGAUAGGCGAAGACGACUAUACUUGCACUUGCCCUCCAGGAUUCAAGGAUAAAUCUCCAUCGGCUUCACGACCAGGAAGAGUUUGCAUUCCAGUAAUUCCUGAAUGCGAUAAUCCAACUCUAAACGAUUGCGAUUCGCCUGAUAGAGCCAUCUGUACCGAUACUGAUGACGGAUAUAUGUGCAGAUGUCGUCAAGGCUUCCUCGACAUUUCUCCAAACAUCGCCAGCAAGCCAGGAAGACUUUGCAAGCCUCUACAAAACGAAUGUGCUCUGGGCACUGACGAUUGCGCACGUGAUGGAGGUAUAUGCGAAGAUACGCCGGAUUCCUACCUUUGCCGAUGUGCCAUGAAUUAUCUGGAUGUCUCGUUUGACAGACAAAAUCGGCCUGGCCGAAAGUGCAAACGAUUGGUUGACGAAUGCGCCACCGGCCAGAAUGACUGUUCUCGUGAAGCGAUUUGUACUGACACCGAGGACAGUUAUGUCUGCGCGUGUCCUGCCACGCAUAUCGACCUUUCGGCUGAUCCGGUGAAUCGACCUGGUAGAAAAUGCUUGUUGAGAAUCAAUGAAUGCACUUCUGGACGUCAUGAUUGUUCACCAAAUGCUGAUUGUAUGGAUACGCCUGAAUCGUACAAAUGCCGUUGUCGUGACGAUUUUGUGGACGAGUCUCCUGAUAUCGCACAUCGUCCAGGAAGAAUCUGCCGACCAGCAUUGGUUGAUGAAUGCCGUUUGGGCAAACACGACUGCCAUAGCGAUGCAGUUUGUCAGGAUCUUCCCCAGGGCUACACCUGUAGAUGCAAACCAGAAUUCCUCGACCAGUCACCGCAUCGUGCCACUCACCCUGGACGACUUUGCGUUCCACGACCAACACCUCCUCCACCCGAAUGCCGAAUUGAUGGUCCCAAUCAGUGUAAACCUCACUUGAACGAAGUCUGCCGUCUUGUUGGAGGCGAACCGAAGUGUGCUUGCCCAAUUAACUACCAAAGGGAUUCUACUGGCUCGUGCUCAGUAAUCAACGAAUGCGAGUUCCCUCAACUCGUUGACUGCCAUCCGUCAGCCGAAUGUGUCGACCAACUUGUGGGAUACACAUGCCGCUGCAGGCCUGGCUUUAAGGAUAUUGGAGACAAGCCUGGAAGGAUGUGCAAGCCACUAGUCAACGAAUGUCAGUUCCCACAUUUGAACGAUUGCCAUCAAAAUGCGCAAUGCAUUGACCAAGAAGAGGGCUACGAGUGCAGAUGCAAUCAAGGCUUUAUGGAUCGCUCUCGAGGUCGACCGGGUCGUAUCUGUAAGCAACUCAUUGACGAGUGCGCUAAUCAGGGAAUGAAUAGCUGUGACAGAAACGCAAAAUGCAUAGACGAAGAGGAAGGAUAUCGCUGUGAAUGUCGCGAAGGAUAUUUGGACGUUUCGCCAUCGGUACAACUCAAAGGAAGAAGCUGUCGCAAAUUGAUCAACGAGUGCCAAGACCCCAAACUGAAUGACUGCGAUAGAAAUGCAAAAUGUCGUGACACCAUGGAUUCCUAUGAGUGCGAAUGUCCUCCCAAUUCCAAGGAUAUCUCUCCGAGUGCUGCAUUCCCAGGACGAGUUUGUUUGAUGUUCGAAAAUGAAUGCCUAACUGGAAAGCACGAUUGUGACCCGUCGGCAAUUUGUCACGAUAACGAACAGUCGUUCUCGUGCGAGUGUCCAGCCGGCUUCAUUGACCGAUCGCCCAAUAAACUUCAUCGUCCCGGACGAGUUUGCGUCAAACUUGUUGAUGAAUGUGCCACUGGUCGUCACACUUGCAGUGAACAAGCGGAUUGUCGCGAUCUAGAGGAAGGCUAUACUUGCGAAUGUCGUGAAGGUUAUGUGGACCGCUCGCCGAACCUUGCUAGUCAGCCUGGACGAGUUUGCAGUGCUCCUGAAGUCUGCCCUUCGAAUCACGAAUGUAGCUCAGCUGCUGUGUGUGAACCACUAGGAGGCAAUAAGUACCAGUGCUCUUGUAUCCAAGGCUAUGUUGAUCAGUCUCCUAAUGGGCAGAAAGGACGAGUUUGCGUGAGAAACAACGCUUGCCGAGAUCCAAAGCUCAAUACAUGUUCGAGAAAUGCCAUUUGUUAUGACGAAGCUCGUGGAUACCGCUGCGAAUGUGCUCGUGGAUUCAUAGAUCGUUCACCAGAUCCAGCCCAACGAGGACGAGUUUGCGAGCCUCCGCCACCGCCGACACCGCCGCCUAAACAUCCCUGCCAAGACCCAACUCUCAAUGACUGCCAUCCAGCUGGCACUUGCCGAGCUACUGGGGCUCAAUCGUACACUUGCGAAUGUCUUCAGGGCUAUGCCGACAAGUCACCUGAUCCUAGCAAACCAGGAAGAAUUUGCGUGCUGACAGAGCCAGUCUGCUUAGAUAGAACCCAAAAUGACUGUCACUCUGCUGCCAUCUGUAGCGAAGUUUCUGGCCCCGAGAAAUACACUUGCCAAUGUCGUGACGGCUAUAUCGACCAAUCUCCUAACAAAAACACUCGACCUGGUAGGAUAUGCGUAGAGAUGGUGAAUGAAUGCCUGGAUCGUUCCUUGAACGACUGCCAUGCUCUGGCCAUUUGUGAGGAUAAGAGAGAAGGCUAUACUUGCCGCUGUCCGAUUAAUACCAUGGACAAAUCUCCAGAUAGCAAUCGCCCAGGACGUCUUUGUGUCAAACAAAUCAAUGAAUGUCGAAAUCCUUCACUAAAUAUGUGCUCGAGAUUUGCUGAAUGCAUUGACAAAGAGAAUGGCUAUGAAUGCAGGUGUAAGCAGGGCUAUCACGACAAUGAUCCCAGUCAUCCUGGAACACAGUGCACCUACAUCAUCAACGAAUGCGAUUCACCUAACCUCAACGACUGUGACCGCAAUGCGAUUUGCAUAGAUAAAGAGGGUGGUUACGAUUGCAAGUGUAAGCCUCCAUACAAGGAUGAAAGCCCAUCAGGUCAUCCCGGACGAGUUUGCCGCCUCAAUGAAUGCUUGGACACUAAUCUGAACAAUUGCGAUAAGAAUGCUGAAUGUCAAGACAUGGAUGAUGGCUACAUUUGCAGUUGUCGCGAAGGUUUCUAUGACCAAUCACCAAAUCCACAAGAGCCCGGACGAGUUUGCUUGGAGUUCCAGGUUGACCAGAAAAUCGAAAAAGUCACCGAUACCCCCGUACAAUCUCACCCACUCAAUGAAGGUUUACCCUGUGGUAGAGAUUACUGUAAGAUACCGUUGGGAGAAGUGUGCAUUAGCGGUUCUUACUGUGGAUGUCGUCCAAGCGAAAGUAGAUCCAUGGGUACUGGAAGAUGCGAACGAGUCGAAGAAACUCCACUGCAGAUCCGUGUUGUCAGCAGAGAUUCUCGUCCGCUGCUAUAUUCUAGCGAAUAUGGAUCAACGAAGAGUCCUCCGUAUGUGGAGAUCGUUGACUUGUUCCAGAAAGAUAUGGGUCGUGCCUUUGGAGGUACGGUUUAUGCUCCGCGUUAUGUGAACACAAAAGUGGAAUACAUCACUCAUCCGAAAACGGUCAACAGCUCCUGGCCAGAUGGUCUCCUCUUCAAGUAUGAUGUGCAGACUACCCCAUCCAAGCAACAACCAAUAGAUCGAUGUGAAGUCUGGAAGCAGAUGAUGUCUUCCUUCCAGCGCACUAAUGCUCUCAUUGGUGGAGGAACUUUGCGAAUUGCCGACGACAGUGAACAGUUGAAUCCAUGCCGUCCUCAAGAACCUAUAGGAGAAUGUGGAGGGAAAGAUUGUAAAGAGGAACUGGGCGAGAUUUGUCUUGCCGGAUCAGUCUGUGGUUGUCCAGUUGGUAUGCGACGAGCAUCUAACAAAGAUGUUUGUCGAGCAGUGGAAUCAUGGAACGUACCUCUUUGGGUUAUCCGAAAAGAUUACAAGAAUCUUGUCUUCAAUGAGUCUUUCGCUAACCCGAUGGAUACCGUGUACAGGUCAUACGUUCACGAUUAUGAAGAUGGAAUUGGUAAAUGCUAUCCUCAUACUACUCUCAAAAAUGCAUUCGUAGCCGCAGAUGUAAACGAAAUCAUCAAUCCUAGGAUGAUGAACGCUAGCUGGGAAAGUGGCCUACUGUUCAAUACCACUGUUCACUUCCGUAAAGGAGCUGUAAGAAUCCCAUCUGAUGUCUAUUACGAGCUAAUUCGCUAUAUCAUUGAUAAAAAUGGCUACGAAGUUGGUGACAGUGGACUGUACCUCAACGAGUACCAGCCGAACCCUUAUAAGCCAUGCUUCAAGAAUGAUUGUCACCCGAAAGGUAUCUGUAUCGAUGUGAAUAAUCGCUCGUAUCGAUGCGAAUGUGGAGCAGGAUUCCGUGAACUCGAUCCAUCGGAUCCUGGAAAGAAAUGCAUACCAACAUAUGGUUUUAAUGAAUGCGAAAGGAAGGAGGAUAAUGAGUGCUCUGAGAAUGCACGUUGCAUUGAUCUUGAACAUUUGUACAAAUGCGAAUGUCUUCCAUCAUAUUCGGAUGCUUCUCCACCUGGAGCCGUCCCUGGCUCGGUCUGUGUGCUGGAUUACUGUAGUGAUGUGAACUUUUGCCCAACAAAUACCACUUGUAAGAAUAUGGAACAACAAGCAGAAUGUCGAUGUGAUCCUGGUUUCACUGAUAUCAGAAAAAGUGAUCGACGUAAUGCGCUUGGACUUGGCGACGAUACGUUCUGUAUGCAUGUGAGAGAUGUCAACGAAUGUGCACUCGGGCUGACGAAUUGCUCCGGGGUGGCCGAAUGCAUCGACAGACCAAUUGGAUAUACAUGCAAGUGUCCCGACGGCUACAUCGAUGGAAACCCAGAUGAGCCUGGACGAGUUUGCGGAGCCCUGCUGUGCGAUCUUUGCAACUCACACGGCGAUUGUGUCCAUAAUGCGCGAACAAACAAUAUUACCUGCGUUUGCACUGAAGGAUGGAGUGGGGAAUUCUGUCAGGUUGCCCCCUCAAAUGCCUCUUUGGUACUGCUCAUCCUGCUCGCUCUGCUCUUCCUUCUGCUCACUCUUUGUUGUUUGCUCUAUUUCUGCACGAAAUGUCAUUGCUUCAAGGGAAGGGGUGUAGCCGGAGGAGCUCCGUUUGUCUAUAGGCGAGGCGGUGCAUGGCCAUGGUCUACCCUAGAAGGAUCUUCAUCCUCGGAAAGUGGUGCCGAAUUUUCAGCUCUCAGCGCAGCUGGUCAUGAAUACUAUCCUGAAAUAGGAAUACCAAGAGCAAAACUGAAGGCUGGUGCAGGUGCUCUGGAUACGACCGCAAAAAGCAUGGAUGUUGCAAGAUUAGACCAGUAUCUCUCCGAAGGAGCUGUUCGCAUACCUCGAGCUCAUCUGGUGGGAAGUGCAGCACGUCUAAAUGAUUCGUCGGAUAGUAUGUCAAGCGCUUCAUCGGAAUAUACUAUCAAGGAAGAAGUUGAGCGAAAGGUCAUUACUGAUGUCACAACAAAAGAAAUAAAGACGACUACCACAACGGAUAGCUCUGGCAACAUACUCACUACGAGAGCUGAAUCAUACGUGUAUCCUUCCGAGCAUACCGUUUCCCAUGGAGAAAACGCAAGCGCGGCUGCACAUUCAUCUUCCUAUGCGGCUGAAUCGUCUUAUGCGGCGAGAAAUGAGUCCGCCUACGCUGCAAGAAACUCUGAAUAUUCGAAUGCUGCUUCUUUGAAUGAGCGAAGCUUCCACCAUUCUGGAGCUGAAGAACGUGAACGAGGAGAAAGUGUUGCCGAAUUUUCUAUUGGACGAGUAAAGUCAAAAGAUUAUGCCGCUCGGGACCGUGAGCUCGUUGAGUACUCAUCGGAACGUGAUGUAGCUCAAUCAGAUUUAGAAGAGCACGAAACAGGCGAUGUUCGUACUCGCGUCACUCACUCGCACCACUAUGAGCCGAUUAGAAACGGCGAAUCCGAACGACUUCGAACUGAGUCAUGGCAAUAUCCCGUUUUCCAGGUCGUAACCACUCAAUCUUCUACAACCGUCAGCAAGCACUGA
This is a messenger RNA of Cylicocyclus nassatus, 6603 nucleotides long. The record is from the annotation of a GenBank genome assembly. NCBI's taxonomy places the organism in Eukaryota, Metazoa, Nematoda, Chromadorea, Rhabditida, Strongylidae.